Messenger RNA from Dreissena polymorpha, 1385 nucleotides. RefSeq lists its product as uncharacterized. Gene Ontology annotation, cellular component: cytoplasm. Lineage: Eukaryota; Metazoa; Mollusca; Bivalvia; Myida; Dreissenidae. Gene Ontology annotation, biological process: proteasome-mediated ubiquitin-dependent protein catabolic process; multicellular organism development. Bases 1 to 1272 code for a protein of 423 amino acids. The record is from RefSeq and is a predicted model, not a curated record. The transcript has 6 exons. Gene Ontology annotation, molecular function: ubiquitin protein ligase activity; ubiquitin conjugating enzyme binding.
AUGAAACAGAGGCAACAAAACUGGAUGAAGCAAAGAGCAGAAAUCCAAAACAGUUCAUCAUCCCCAAAUGCUUUAACAUCAGUAACUGCUCAAAAAGAAAACACAAUAUUGUCCAGAGAGAAGCCAGAAUACGAUGAAGGAAAGACAUUUAUCAAAAGCAGGGAUGAAAGUUCCAUUGAAGGACUUCUAGCCACGAAUAAAUCCAAGGCAAAGUUUCAAAACUGGUUAAAAGCUAAAGAGUCUAAGGAAUCAGAUAACGAAGAUGAUGAAAUGGAAGACCAUGUGGAUGAAUUCAAAGAGAAUAGUAGGGCAGUUAAUUUCGGUGGAAACAAAACUGUGUACAAGAGCGCUAAUUAUAAUGAUGGCUCCAUUCGGCAAAACAGCUUGCGAUUUGCUAACAGUGGUAAACCCAAAAUGCUUCAUCCAUCAAGUGUUAGGUCAGAGUCGACUGACCCCGGAUUUAACAGCGAAGAUGAAACAGGUGAGAUCACUGCAGCCACACUUCUCUCCCCUGAAGAUUUUGACUCGCGAGCCGACGAUAUCAUAGCAAGAGUGAAAGGGGAUUUAAAGCUCUCCACCAAAUACUCAAAGGGGGUCUUCAAUAACAUAUCAAAUGCAGCAAGUUUUGUGGACAUGAAGAGUUCCCCGUCCAAAGAGGCUGAUGUUAGUGAGAAUAGCCUUGCCAGCCAUGUUUGCCCUACUUGUGAAAAACUAAUGAUGCCCCCCAGUUCCAGCGCCAUGCUGCUCAUCCCCUGCGGCCACACCCUAUGCACAAGUUGCAGUCAGCGCACCAAGUUUUGCGCAAUGUGCGGCUGCGCCGUGCACUCCACUACCCCGAACAUCAUGCUGCAACAGAUCAUCACCAACUUCCACACUAAACAGACACACAGACAGAAAACCAGUACAUCCAUUCGCACGGUACCGAAAAAGAACUACGAAGAAGAAUACCAGAAUCUCCUAACAAGACGAGAUAUUCUUAAGGAGGAAGCAGAGAAUAUCACUUCCGUAAUAGACGAUCUCUCCCAUCAGUUGAAGCGUGAACGGAAACAGGUGUACAGCAUUGAAAGCAAGGAAAAGACUGUGGAAGCUGAAAUCUCAAAGCUUCAACAACAACUACAACAGCUGGCCAGUCAUCGGAUGGAGUACGAGAGAAAGUGCGAUGAGAUAGAGAUACAGUCCAAGGAGGAAACGAACCGACUGAACCUUGUUAAAGACUCUCUGUCUUAUGUUCAGCUUCAAAUAGACAAGGUGAAACUUCUAGCUGGCCACUGAGGCAAAACAAGAAGAAAAAGAAGUUGCUUAAAUAAGGAGACACAUGCUGUCAAUAUCUACUAAGAGGAUACAACAGUUCAUUCCCCUGAUCAUUCACUAGAGUUACCUUCCCU